ACAUUGUUUUGUUCGUGCCAACUCCUUCCUUCCUCUUUUCAAUUUUAUCCAAAAAACCAAAAAAAUCUCGUACCCUGUUCUCUACUGCACAUAUAUAAAUUCCUCACUUUCUACGACACAACCAAACCAAACACCGAUUUCUUCUAUUUCUUUCUACAUUGUCGCCACCUCUGUUCCUUCACCUUGUCUCUCUCGUAAUCAACUCACUCUGUCUCUACGGAUUUUCCCAUUCCAUUCACCUCGUUUUCCUCGCUACGCCUAGUAUCAACCAGAUCUGCAGUCUCUUAAUUUCAAAUCAUUUGUUGAAAAAUUACGGGCUGUGUAACUGUGUGAGUGAUUGGCAGAAAUUUCAAUUUCACAUUUAACAAGUCUUUGUUUGUUCUGUAAGAUAAUGGCUGCUGAAGUAUGUCAUCAGGCUAUUGGCACUUUGCAGUCUCAUUCUUUUCUUAAUAAUUUGAAUCAUCCCCAAAAGGUUGGGAACAAUUUAGUAAGAUUGGUAACAAAGGAUUUUAUCAGUACUAAUGGCCUUUCAAGGAGUGGAAGUAGCUACUGUGGCCAGAUGAAUCGUCGUAGUGUUGUUAUUCGAUCUUCAGCUUCCCAGACAUCAAUUGUUGAUCCAGUGUCAUCAUCUCCUUCAAAAAGCAACAGCAGUGACAAACCCAAGAAAUCAAAUGAAGCAGCUUUGAUCCUUAUUCGGCAUGGUGAGUCAUUAUGGAAUGAGAAGAAUUUGUUCACAGGUUGUGUUGAUGUCCCACUAAGCAAGAAGGGUAUAGAUGAGGCAAUUGAAGCUGGUAAAAGAAUUAGCAGCAUUCCUGUUGAUGUCAUAUUUACAUCUGCUCUGAUCCGCGCACAAAUGACAGCCAUGCUUGCCAUGACCCAGCACCGUCGUAAAAAGGUUCCUAUCGUUAUGCACAAUGAGAGUGAACAAGCAAAGGCAUGGAGUCAAGUUUUUAGUGAAGACACAAUAAAACAGUCCAUUCCAGUCAUAGCAUCUUGGCAACUAAAUGAAAGAAUGUAUGGGGAAUUACAGGGCCUCAAUAAGCAAGAAACAGCUGACAGAUAUGGCAAAGAGCAAGUCCAUGAGUGGCGCCGAAGUUAUGACACACCUCCUCCAAAUGGUGAAAGUUUGGAAAUGUGUGCUCAAAGAGCAGUUGCCUAUUUCAGAGACCAUAUUGAACCUCAGCUUUUAUCUGGAAAGAAUGUUAUGAUUGCUGCCCAUGGGAAUUCAUUAAGAUCCAUUAUCAUGUAUCUUGACAAAUUAACUUCCCAAGAGGUCAUUAGUCUAGAACUGUCAACUGGAAUUCCUAUGCUUUACAUUAUCAAAGAGGGUAGAUUCAUUAGGAGAGGGAGUCCCAUAGCACCAACUGAAGCUGGAGUUUAUGCCUAUACCAAGCGUUUGGCUCUUUAUAAGCAAAAGUUGGAUGAGAUGUAAAAUAAAAUAUUGUUUAGGAAAUUCAUUCACCAUUAAUCAGAAGUGUCACAGUUGAAUCACAAAACGUGGGGGAGAUGUUCCCAGUGUUACUGUUAGGCACCGUGAAUAUUUGCAUUUAUCCAAAAGCUAGGUUGUUUUGGAUUUUUUAGAACAAAGUUUGAACCAGUGUAUUAGGUAUUUUUUAUCUCAUAUGGUGAGCAUGUGAUUGCUUCCAAUAAGAGAUUGUUGAUGCAUCUUAUAAAUAUGAAAAUCCUGUAAUAUUUUGAUAGAGACUGGAUCAGACGUAAGGUAAAAGAACAACCGAGCAGAGAAUAUAAUUCUCUUAUUGAAUAAAAUUGUAGCUGGUUAAAAACA
Messenger RNA from Lotus japonicus, 1786 nucleotides. RefSeq names its product 2,3-bisphosphoglycerate-dependent phosphoglycerate mutase 1-like. The transcript has 10 exons. Gene Ontology annotation, molecular function: intramolecular phosphotransferase activity. Gene Ontology annotation, biological process: glycolytic process. The record is from RefSeq and is a predicted model, not a curated record. Lineage: Eukaryota; Viridiplantae; Streptophyta; Magnoliopsida; Fabales; Fabaceae. The coding region runs from base 392 to 1432 and encodes 346 amino acids.